AUGGCUGUAAACGGUUCUAGUAUUUGGAAAUAUGCUGAUAAAAAUGAAAUUGGUGUUACUUGUGUUGCUUUUAGCGGUGGUCAACCGAAAGAAGGAGUCGAUUUAGGACCAGAAUAUGUCUUGAAAGCUAAUUUAGUUGAACAACUUCAAGACAUGAAAUAUAAUGUAGUAUUAACAGGUGGUAAAGUUCAACAUUACAAAGAAUUUUUCCCUGAAUCUGAUGAACCAGUUGGUAUUAUUAAACGACCACGUACCGUUGGUAUAGUCAAUAAAAUUCUUGCAGAUCAAGUUUAUGAACAUAUUAAAGAAGGACGAUUAGCAUUACAAAUUGGAGGAGAUCAUUCAAUGGCCAUUGGAACAAUUAGUGGUGUUGCAAGAGGAAUUAAAGAACGUUUUCAACAAGAUAUUAAAGUUAUUUGGGUAGAUGCUCAUGCUGAUAUCAAUACCCCUGAAACAACAGAAACUGGAAAUAUACAUGGUAUGCCUGUCUCUUUUCUUAUGGGUCUUGUCAAGGGAAAAUUCGAAGGAUUAGAUUGGAUUGAACCAUGUUUAAAACCUGAAAAUCUCGUUUAUAUUGGUUUACGUGAUGUUGAUAAACUUGAAAAACAAAUUUUAAAAGAAAAUAAGAUUAAAUCUUUUUCUAUGCAUGAAAUUGAUCGAUAUGGAAUUGGUCAAGUUCUGGAUAUGACUAUCGAACAUUUAUCUAAAGGUGAUCGUGGUGAAUCACCAAUUCAUGUUUCAUUUGAUAUUGAUGCACUUGAUCCAAGUGUUGCUGGAAGUACAGGUACUCCAGUACGAGGUGGAUUAACAUUUCGUGAAGGACAUUAUCUAUUAGAAGCUUUACAUUCAACUGGACGAUUAGUUGCACUAGAUAUGGUUGAAUUAAAUCCUGCAAUAGGUGAUCAUUGUGAAGAUACAAUUGCUAUUGGAUGUAGUCUUAUUCGCGCAACCUUUGGUGAGUCUCUUCUGUAA
This is a messenger RNA of Adineta steineri, 972 nucleotides long. The record is from the annotation of a GenBank genome assembly. NCBI's taxonomy places the organism in Eukaryota, Metazoa, Rotifera, Eurotatoria, Adinetida, Adinetidae.